Molecule: messenger RNA, 620 nt
Organism: Cherax quadricarinatus
Lineage: Eukaryota; Metazoa; Arthropoda; Malacostraca; Decapoda; Parastacidae
Source: RefSeq, a predicted model, not a curated record
CGGAGUUAAGUGUGGGACGACCACUCUCAAGCGUCCUUCGCCGAGGACCGUUCUGUGGGGGUACACACCACCCUUCCUCCUGUGUUGAUCCCUCGUGUCAAGGGGCCAGCACCUCCCCGUCCAUGUGUAGUGAGUCGCGGGGAGAAUGGUGAACCUCGUGUCAUGAUUGGGGCAGAUGCUCGCUCCGACCUGGCUAGCUCUCAGCAGGCAUUCGUCGACCUGUUGGACCAGCCAGCUCCUGCUGCAGCAUUGGACAGAACCAGCAGGAGGGAGAGCAUAGCAGCUGCUUCAGUCCACAGCAGUGCCAGGAUCAACCGGUCUAGAUCACACUCACGGGAGCAUCUGGCGAAUGCCUUCCUGCAUCAGCUGCAUCCACAGCCCCAUAUGGACUCCAACAGGUCUCACUCCACGGACAGGCUCCACCACAGCAACCACGACCUCUCUACAGAUAGACUCCACCACAACGCCCACAGCCACUCCACGGACAGGCUCCAUCACAGCAACCACGAUAAUUCCACGGACAGGCUCCACCACCACAGCAACCACGACCUCAACUCAGAGUUUGGGGUCAACUUUUCCUUUAGAGGAGAUGGUGAACGGUGAGUAGAUGGAGAUCAUGU